UAAAGAAUUUGGACAUUUUGGUAAACAGAAAAAUAAAGAAAUAAGAGCUAUACACGCUGAUAAUAUCAAAAAUAUUAACGCUUGAGGAGAACAAGCUGAGGGAUUAAGGCUUAAGUUUCAAACCCAUUAACUUAUCAUUUACCUCUUCGUGCAAUAAGGAAUGUCAUGGUCUUACUUGUGUUCAUUCUUUAGAUUUCAAGUGCAUCCAGCAUCAGCAGGUGGCGUGACUUAUCACCAGCGAAUAAUGUUCAUCGUUUCAAGUACCCUUCAACUUGUACUCGCCAGUGCUCUGGUGUUUUUAGGUGUGAGUGGAAAUCUUGCCAUUCCCUUUAUUUCUUAUCGUUCAACCCUCAGAUGUCCUCACAUAACAGUUUUAGCUGCACUCGACUUCACGGCCACACUGCUUGGCCCUGGGCACUUCCUCGUGACUCUUGUUACAGGCCUGGUUUGGUGGGAACAUAAUAAGACACUCUGUCAGAGCUUGACGUUUCUAAACUUCUGGGUGCAAUUCGCUUGUUUCUUGGUUCUGUUUGUUCUUGCUCUGUUUUGUCAAAACAUUGACCAUCAAUUUCCUUUAUACGGCAAACUGCACGUCAAGAAGAGAGGAAUUCUUUUUCUUGUAAUUUCCCUCUUAACAGGGUUACUUUUCAGCAUUCCUCCUAUUCUGGGGUGGAGCUCAUACAAUGGUCUCUAUUUAUUGAAUCCUUGCUCCUUGCUCAGCCACGUUCAUAAUUUGUCUUACUACACCAUCAUCUAUCUUGUUUCCUCCCUUAUCGUUUUAUUCAUCACUUUGUCUCUAACUGUGAGAGCAAUAAGAAGACGGCGCCGGUUUUACCCGCUGCAGCUCCUCUGGGAAAGACACAAAUUGGAAACGAUGAUCAAUGAUCCUGAAAUGACAACUACUGCUUCGUCAUCCAAGUCAUCGUCCAAGACAAGCUUUUCCAGGCGAUCGAGUGUGAUUUCUGGUAGACUAUCGGGUGUAGUUUCCUCUUGUAACAGUCCUUUGCCAUUCAGAAAGACUUCUCAGAGAUCUCGCCCAAUCGAAGGCAAUCUGAAUGUUCUACUGGAAAUCAUUGCUCGGGAAAGGACGCUCAGUGUGCAAGCCGGAAACGUAGGCGAAUCAAGUACUACCACGGGAGUCUCAGAGCAGGUAAUACCUAGUGCCACUACUGGGAGGUCCCUCUCUGGUAUCCCUGGGAAGCCGUUUGUCAUUUCCUCACAGGUCCCCCAUCCAAUGUGGACAGGGAGAAAGAGAAUUUUCCAUGACCCGCGGUCUCUCCCACCGUUCAAAGGUAUAAAGCAACAGAAGUCCUUUUGCAGACUGUUGUUACUCAGAUGUUGCCUCAGCAUUUUGUGUUGGUUACCUCUCUGCACCUCGGUUGCACUAAGCCUUUGUUUCACCAACUACCCUCAACAACUAAAUACCAUCAUAAAAUUUGCGAUUUAUCUUCAUUCCUCCAUCUCCCCGCUGUUGCCAUUGUUUGACGCCAGCUACAGGAUGAUUUGCCGCCGGGCAGCGAUUUUCUGCUUCAAGCCAUGUGCGAGAAAAAAUGACACACACGUGGACCUGUCCAGGUCACGUGAUGUGGAUCCCAGGAAUGACGGGGGCCAGGAUGUUCGAUUACAAGACGUGGUUCGUCUUGAGGGAUCGAAGCUUUAAAUAGCAUUGAUUUUAAGCAUGGUAUUUUUAUUAGCUGUUCUUCCCCUGAUCCGUCUCUUCGCACAUGGCAUUUUCUAGGAAUCCCCUCGAAGAACUCUGACGCGAGUACUGAAGAGAGUAUAAUAUACAAACUGAUAUCUGUAACACACUGAUAGCGUUUGCUAAGUUUUUUUCUUUUUCAGAAAAGUUAGAACUCUGCAAUCUUACAUUUUUGUUUUGAGAACAGAGACCAGUGGUUAGUAAAAAUACUGUAAUAGCUUUAAAAAGUGACUGUAAGAAGGAAAAGGUUUUAGUCUUUAAGUCAAGCUCAAGCUUGUAACUCCAACUUAACGUCAGAAAAUGUAGUUGCUGCUGAAACAUGA
Molecule: messenger RNA, 2022 nt
Organism: Pocillopora damicornis (cauliflower coral)
Lineage: Eukaryota; Metazoa; Cnidaria; Anthozoa; Scleractinia; Pocilloporidae
Source: RefSeq, a predicted model, not a curated record